Messenger RNA from Rosa chinensis, 910 nucleotides. RefSeq names its product pleiotropic drug resistance protein 1. Bases 96 to 587 code for a protein of 163 amino acids. The record is from RefSeq and is a predicted model, not a curated record. Lineage: Eukaryota; Viridiplantae; Streptophyta; Magnoliopsida; Rosales; Rosaceae. The transcript has 2 exons.
UUUGUGUUGGUUUCUAGCCAUAGAUCUGGUUUCCUUUUCAUUACAAAGACCUGGGUUUUGUUGCUAGCUAGCUAGCUAGCUUUUUAGCUUCUGCAAUGGAGAUCUUCAUCUGUGACCUUGAAAAAGCCGGUCAUAGUUUCAACAGAAGGGGUUCGUUUUGGACUGACGAUGGCAGGGCGCGCGCGGUUUUCUCAGCAUCUUCUGUUAGAGAGGACGAUGAGGAAGCUCUUAAAUGGGCAGCUCUGCAUAGACUUCCUACCUUCACUCGUUUGAAAAAAGGGUUGCUCACUACUCCACAAGGCCAUGCCAACGAAGUCGAUGUGCAUCACCUUGAGCUCCAAGAAAAGAAAGACUUGAUCGAGAGGCUAGUGGGAGUUGCUGAGGAGGAUCAUGAGAAAUUUUUGUUGAGGCUCAAGAGCCGAAUCGAUAGAGUUGGAAUUAGUCUUCCUACAAUUGAAGUUACGUUCGAGCAUCUGAAAAUUGCGGCUGAAACUCAUGUUGGAGGCAGGGCUCUGCCUUCUGUCUUCAAUUGUUGUGUUAAUGUAUUGGAGGUACUAAUAGACUACCACAUUUCAAGUUUUGGAUAGCCAUUGAAACAGCAAAUAGAUGCGGCGCAUGCCUGACAUUUAAUUUCUGGCAUUGACAUGCACAGAAUUGGUACAACUGUUCUAAAAUAGGCGUCAACCCUAUAAUCGACACACAAUUGUGUUUCAUCAUCGUCUGACACCAAGAUAUAAGGCGGAACUUUGCUCUUAGGACAACUGUCAUCUACUGUUGUGUGAUGCAUUUUUUGUAGUAACGCAUAAUUUUACUACAUAAGUAAUUGUACUACAAGUUAGUACAAUUUAUUACAGGAAAUCUGUUCUUAUCAUGUAACUACUGAAUAUACAUAAUCUCUUAAUAAUCUUAA